This is a messenger RNA of Nasonia vitripennis (jewel wasp), 3046 nucleotides long. RefSeq lists its product as uncharacterized. The record is from RefSeq and is a predicted model, not a curated record. NCBI's taxonomy places the organism in Eukaryota, Metazoa, Arthropoda, Insecta, Hymenoptera, Pteromalidae. The transcript has 4 exons. Bases 226 to 2283 code for a protein of 685 amino acids.
UCGGAGCUUCACAAUCCGAGGAUCAACCCGCGACUGUGCGGCGCGAGCUUGCACGUCGCAUCGCCCGAGCACGGCAUCGUUCACAUAGGCGACUACGCUAAGCUUCACCUCACGUAGGGACAGCCUAGCCCGCUGGGCACGGAUGCGCAACAGUCCCGGCGGCCGUCCCGCUCGCCGCGCAACCAGCGCAGCCGCAGCGCCGACGUCGACUGCCUGAAGAAGUACAUGGAGCGCCGGGUGGAGGUGCGUCGGCACACCGAAGCCGGCGAGGUCUCCCGCUGGAUACCGCUGGCGAAGAACUCGCUGCGGCCGUACCUGCCGAGCAAGGACCACACGCUGACCUACAAUCGAGCCCUCGGCGGCGUCAGGAGCAGCGCCGACAUCGACAAGCUCGGCAGCUUCGGGGAUAAGGAAGCUGACGGCAGCUUUCUCGCUGAAUGUACGAGAAUGAUACACGGCUACUACAACCCGACGGCCGAGCGCUCGCCCAGGCGACGGACCUUCGACGUCCUGGACAACCGGAGCGACUCGAUCAGCAGCUCCGGCAAGGUCAAGUGGCUGCCCAUAAUCGCCCGCAACAGCGUCACCGCGAGCAGCAACUACCGCUCGGACUCGUACAUCCCCCUGGAGGAGGAGAGCCUCUACCGCUCGACUCUAGUGAGCAGCAAGCAGCCGUCGAGCGGCCGCAGCAUGAGCGCGGACGUGAGCUACUUCCGGCGCGACUCGAGCUCCCGCUGGAACGAGCGCUGCGUCAACUUCGGCGAGCAGAGCCGCGGCCUGAUAUCCUACCGCUGGAUGCCCGAGACCGGCAUCUCCAUGUCGCGCUACAUACCCUCGCCGCUGGUCCACCGGCGCACCAGCGAAGGCGACAGGCUGGCGGCCAAACCGCUGGCCGGCACCCGCUGGAUGAGCUACGCCAAGAACCCCUCGCCCAGUCCCAUCCAGAGGAAGCUCUCGGACAGACGGUCCUCCGGAUCCGAGCAGCCCGCCACCGUGGCCGAGUCGGCCGAGGGAGCGACAGAAGAGCCGGCCAAGAGCGAGGAGGCCAAGAGCGCGAGGGACGAGGACAGGCCGGCCAAGCGGGAGGAGGUGUCCGGCUGGCAGCCGGUGCGGAAGUUCGCCGACGCGGGACAGCAGCAGAAGCCCGGCCCACAAGCUCGCUCGACUUCAGGCGAGCAAGAUCCCUCAGUACCGGACGACAACCGUGUGAAGCAGCGUCUGCGCGAGCUCUACGACUUCAAGACGGAGACCGAGUGGCCGAAGCGAGUCCGAAACCCGUUCCGCGAGACUCUAUGGAUCAGCAAGAGCAGCAGCGAGGAGGACAAGUCUCAGCACUUCCCUCUCACCCAUCAACUCUCGAAUGCCGUACAGCAGACCAGUAAGCUGCCGGAGAAGAAGCCGGAGCCCCUGCAGAAAGCGCAUCCGGUUCGUCGCAACAGUCAGGACCUCGAGUUCAACGAUCGCACGCCGAGCACCAGUGGCAGCAUCGCCAGACCGCCGACGCCCAGCAUAACCAUCCAACAUCACCGACCGAAGCAGCAACGCAGCGACAGUCCUCUGCUCCAGCGUCAGCCGAGCUUCACACGAAGGCAACUCCCCGAGAGACCAACCUACAGGCGAGAGUCCAGUAGCGACCAGGUCUUCGAGCUCACCAAGGUCGAGGACCGGCAACUCCGCAGCUUCCGCGAACGACUACGAUUCAGCGAGGACCACUGCAGGACCGACGAGGAAAAGGAGGCCGGCAGCUUCACCAAGGUGCACGAGCGUCGUUUCUUCUCGGACGACUACGAGAAUCCGAGUCGACGCAAGAUCAGCGACAGCAUGCUCGUACUGCGCGCGAACAAACGCAACUCCGACUCGAGCUUCAGGUCCAGCCGACCGAGUUACGCGGAGAUCGAGUCGGUCUCCAGUACCGGGGCGACGAGAAGCUCGAGGACGGCCAGCGACGCUAGUUACGUGAGCGUCGGCUCGUCCUCCGUCUAUAACCCCCAGACCACCAAGAGAGGAAGCAUCGAGUUCAGGGAGAGCGGCAGGAGGCUGGAUAUUUCGCACCGCAGGGCCAUGAGUCAGUACGAGCCUAGGCCCAGAACGAUGAUGAGCCAGAUGGAGGGCUGCAGAGUCAGCAGGACUGCGAGUCACUACGAGCACAGACCCAGAACGCCGGUACCACCGCCGGAGAUCGAAGAUCUCUACAAGGAUUUCAGGGUGCCUGGAAAGAGCAGUGGGGGAUUCCCGUCGAGACAGAGGAGGAACAGCACGAGGUAUAAAGUUUAUCUUACCUAGGAUUCGCCUCUGCCCGAGAACGGGAGAUUAAUCGAGCCUUGGUAGAGCUGAUGGCUUGCUUUAAUACAAUAUAUAGGGAACGAUUAUGUGUACUGAAUUCGAAAUUGUUGGAAUGGAAGAAAGUACCUAUAGACAGUUUGUGAUAUGUAACGAAUUUACGAAUGAGAUUGUAAUACACAGAAUGAUAUAAUUUUUUAAAUGCUUAAAUAUACGCAUAUAUAGCUCCAGCCACGCACUUUCCCAAACCGUACAAUACCGAAAUAAACUGUAUGUCAGACUAUAGAAAAGGAAUGUAUAAGCGAUGGCCGUAAAAUAAUGUGAAUUUCGCCAAGAUGGAAGGAAAAAAAUAACUGCCCUGAAUAUGGUGUUUAAUGUAAUAAAUAAUGCGCUGUUGAUGACGUUCAAUUAUAUACGUGUUAUUAAUUUUUAAUUCAGUACUUCGACGUUUGGAUCGCAACAAUGAAUGUGAGUGCGUAACGACAGAUUUUUUUAGAUUUUCUCAUAUACUUAUAUGCGAUUAAUAAUCAACAAACUGUACAAAUGCAGAAUUCAACAGAACAGUCUUUGGUAUGUAAAAAAUUACCUAUGCAUCCUACGAAAACUCACAUGACUACACGAUUACCAUUAAUUAUUAUUGUUCAAAAAUAUAUACAACUCCACUGCACUUCUCGACGCGUGUGUUUGUACAAAAUUUCAACGUGUAAAUCGAUUUUCGCCACUUUGCCACCUGAUAACAUGUAAAUAAAAGAUAAUAUAUCAACGA